This is a messenger RNA of Sphaeroforma arctica JP610, 1128 nucleotides long. RefSeq lists its product as hypothetical. The transcript is spliced from 3 exons. The record is from RefSeq and is a predicted model, not a curated record. The coding region runs from base 1 to 1128 and encodes 375 amino acids. Lineage: Eukaryota; Ichthyosporea; Ichthyophonida.
AUGGGAGCGAGGUCACCUUUCCAAGGCGCGCAAGGCGUAGUACCAUACCUGCCGGCGGAUAGUGGUGUAGAUAAACAAGUGGUUAAAUAUCUGCCAGUGGAUACUGACUGGGAUACAACGGAGUGUUAUAUGAUCGUCUCUGCAGGCGAAAGUCGUUCAAGGGAAGAUGCUACAUCGCUGCUGAAUAAUGUUCGAUGGAGCUAUGUGAUGUCUGAUCCGGCGUUCAAGGAAGACUGUGGAUUCAAGAGAGACAGGACACCGACUCGUCCCAAAAAGCGGGUAUUCAACGAUGAGCCCGAAACAAAUCAUCUUUUCGAGGCCAGAAUUAAACGCACGAAGGUCUUGGAUAAGCCGAAAGCACAACUGGUGUCAAAGACGGCUUCUGUGCUCAAAGCGGCACUAGACAAGAUCAAAGAAGACGAAAAAAAAAUUCAGACACCCGCCAAAGUUGGUCCUCCCGCUGUGUUCACAAAUAUGAUGCGCUCAUCGGCAAACAUCACAUCGUCAGUGCCACAAUCACCAAAGCCCGGAUUCCAUCUAAAAUCUGGUACUCAUCACUCGGGUUCUACACCCCCCGCAAAACCGGCUAAGACCCCGUUUGGAAAGUUCGGAACCUCUCCCACUGUCACAGAUUCGAGUGUCUUAAAAUUUGGUACAGAACCAGCAGCCCCAGCCGUGAAUGUGAGCGAGAGUCAAACAGCUGAACCCAAAUCACAGGACAAACCCCGCACACAGGUACAGAAAUCGGCACAAAGUUCGAUUGUGUUUGGCUCUAGCACCUCGAAGAGCUUCCCGUCAGCCACGCCCAGGAAGGAUAUGGCUCACGAGAGUGCGUUAGGGAGUGCUAUAUCGAACCCAUUUGCAAAGACUGCACAGGACAGCGUGCCAUUAGAGCCCUCCACAAGAGAGGACAGUACGUCCUCGGCCAAACCAGUGGCUGCACAGACACCACAGAAACUAGCCCCGGCGAAGGGAAGGACCUUUGGCUUACCCUCAGUAGCGGGUGAUGGGCUGGGUAAUAAGCCGAGUGGAGUUUCUGGCCGUCUUUUGGGACCGCUGAGCGCACCCACAAAGGUAGGGACGAUGCCGCGCACGAGUGUAAAACAAAUCAUGGACAAAAAAUAUUAA